Molecule: messenger RNA, 4711 nt
Organism: Aphanomyces astaci
Lineage: Eukaryota; Oomycota; Saprolegniomycetes; Saprolegniales; Verrucalvaceae
Exons: 11
Coding region: 140-4297 (1385 amino acids)
Biological process (GO): regulation of ribosomal protein gene transcription by RNA polymerase II
Cellular component (GO): nucleus
Molecular function (GO): sequence-specific DNA binding; protein binding; zinc ion binding
Source: RefSeq, a predicted model, not a curated record
GUGGCAGGCGCUCGACGUUGCGCCGUUUCCGCAAUUAAAUUGCACGGGAAUUUAAUUUCUGCGUUUCUCGGCCUGAGGUCCGGAGGACGCGAGCGAAGGUAGCGAGGGCGGCCUAUCUGUCGUAGGACCUGCAGCGACGAUGGACAUGAAGCGGCGAUUGUUGCGCGUGGACCACCUCCCGAUGAUGGCGCUGCAAUUGACCGAAAGCAAUUCGCUCGAAAUUCGUACCCCCCAUGUCGAGUUCCAUCCACAUGCUGUGGAUGUGGUCGAGACGGGUAGCGCAUUCAAGUUGCAAGAAGUAGCAGCAUCACCGCACCUCGUCAAGGAAGACGCGGCGAGAAAGAAGCACAUCGGCAAGGUGGAACUGGAGGCGUGUUUGGUCGGCACGGAAUUCCAAGGCCGGUUUCCAGACCAAGGCGCGCUGCUGGGCGACGUGUACGACGACGUUCCCGACGAGUCCGAUGAAGGGGUAUACGAUGCGCUGGAGAAGGCAUACAAUGCCGCGUUCUCGAACAGCACGAUGGACCGCGUGGAGCGGGAUCGCAAGUUCCACCAACAAGUGGGACAGGUGACGCUGGCGCACCGUGCUCCUCACCAUCACCUGCCGAAGCGGCAGUCGACGUCAGAGAGCUUUGGCGCGUGGAAGGAACGGCUUCUCGAAGGCCGCAAGGAUGCGAUCUUUGCCGUGCUCAAGUCCAAAGCGCUCGACGACCUCAACGACUACCGCGAAUACUUUAUUCAGCAGCACCAACGGAAGUUGAAUGCCAUGCGCAACCGCAAGCUCGAACUCGACGCGUCCGACGUGUGGCGGGACGACAUCGUAGGCACGUCCGCCGUCGAGACCGCGGCGACCCACUUGGACGAGCGCUUGGGCCGUCGCAAGGCCGCGCUGCGGGACCUGGCCGCGCGGUGUCGAGAUUUGCAGCUGAAGCGCCAGACCAGACCCCAAUCGAACGACUCGCUCGGAGAUAAUGCAACCAUGACGAAGGGUGAUGAGAACUUGUCGUCACCGUUGCCAACCACCACGAGCAACGGCCACAACCCCAUCAUGAUCGCUCGGCCAAGGGAUAUCCUCGCCGACAACGCCAAGCUCGUCCAGUACCUGAUAGAAGAAGCCGAUGUAUUCGUCGACUUGCUGCUCGGCAGCUCUCCUCGACCAUCCAUUGCUAACCAUGGCCCACACCAAGAGGCGACUAAUAUUGCCGAGACCAACGCGAGCAGACUGUACCGCGACCACGUCGACGAUUUAGCUGAAUUCGACGCCGACUGCAAGCUCCGGUGUCAUCAUCGUCGCCACGUGGCCGACCUUCCAACUCUGCCAAACGAGUGUCAACGAGCGCCCAUCCUGAUGGACGUGUCCAAUCCAUUCCAAGGCAGUUCCACGUGGGAUUGGGUACAGACUGGUCAAAAGAGAGCCUCUCGGGAGGAUCCAUGGAACACAAACAUCGACACUCGCUGCGACGACCUCCAUGAUCAUCGUCGCAUGGCGGCGCUGUCCCACCAAGGCGUGAAUGGCCUCCUUGUAUUGGGCAGCCCGACGACCUACGAUCAAAUGGUCGCGUUGUUGGUGGGGGGCGUGGCGUCGGGCCCGCCGUCGCUGGUUGUGACGCCGCAUGUACUCGAAUGGGAAGCCGCGUUUGCGUCGUCGUCGUCUGUGCGAGUCGUGUCGUACUGGGGACGCCCCGACGACCGCAAGCUGAUGCGGACGAUGUGGCGACCCCCCAGAGUGCACGUGGUGCUGACCCAUCCCCAAACGCUGGAGCAAGAUGCCGCGGGGGACUUGGAGUCGGUGCUGUGGCAGGUUGUCACAUGCGACCAUGCACCCCCCCGACGACCCGUCGACGACAAGGAGGACGGGUACCCGUCGCCGCCGUGGUCGGGCCGCGCCCUCGGCCUUCGCUGCCGCCAGAGGUGGCUCAUGCUAUCUACUGAGGCAAAAGUGGACUUGAGGCUAUUGUUGCAUUUCGUCGCACCUGCGUUGUUCGACUCGAAGCAAAAGACUAUGGCGUGGGGCACAGCUGCGCUGGACGACGUAGCCGUCCACUCGCUUCGAUCGAUUGUGCAGCGCGUGUGCGUGGGGCCGUCCGAGGCGCUGGACGAAGCGACGCGGCACACGCUGGACGUGACUGCCGACGAGCGCGCGGUGCUCAUGGCGUUGGACUCGACGCCCUCGAUCGAGUACGUGCUAGCGACGCCGUCAAAGGAGGGCCCAUCUGAGAUGGACUACUUGGAAAAGUACAAGCGGCGGAACUCCCACGCCAAGAUCGUCGUGGACACCAAGCGACUGAUGCUGCGGACCCCCACGACGCCCAUGCUGUUUGAGACUCCGUCGUCGUCGAUCGAGCUGUCGCUGCCCAAACCCACCGUUGUCGACCCGAAACUCAUUGCAUGCAAACACUGCGCCAAGACCUUCAUGACGUCGAGCGGGCUUCUCAAACACACCAAGUCGGACCAUGCCCCGCCAGGCACGUGGACUUGCCGCAAGUGCGGCGUCGACUGCGGCACCAUGGCCCUCCGCAACGCCCACGAGCGGCAAGAGCACGACGAGUCGAUUACACCGGCCAACAAACCCACAGAACAACUACUGGUCGCUGCAACCACGUGGACGACCCCCGCCCCCCACACCCCCGGCAGCGCUGGCAGCAGUGCAUCGGCGAAACCGUCGCGCCGAUCGACGGGUGGCGGCGGCGGCAAGAAGCGCGUGACGCGGUGUGGCAAGUGCGCCGGGUGCGUUUCGGGCGACUGCAUGGAGUGCGGGCACUGCCAGGACAUGAAAAAGUAUGGCGGCCCGGGACUUCGCAAACAGUCGUGCAAGAACCGCAAGUGCACGAACCCCCAAGUGCUCGGGUCCGUGGGCGGGGACGACGACUCGUCCAAAGUGCGCGUCGAGUUUGACGAGUCGGAAUCGUCGGGCGAGUCGUCGUCGGAGAGCGCCGACCCGCGACGAGACUCGAUCGACCACUCAAUCGACGACGGCGAUGCCGACGACGACGACGACGACGACGCCCCGAUCAAGUCGCCCCACGCCGCCAAGUCCAAAGCGAGUCGCGGUGCCGCCAGCCGCACGCGCGUGAUGCGGUGCGGGGUGUGCGUGGGCUGCGUCGCCGGCGACUGCCUCAAGUGCCGGCACUGCCAAGACAUGAAGAAGUACGGCGGCCCGGGACUUCGCAAACAGUCGUGCAAGAGCCGCAAGUGCGUCACGCCCAAGGUGGUACUGCUCAACCAAGGCCAGGAAGACGGCGACGACGACGACGACGAUGACCUUCUGUACGACGAGCCUCACCACCAGCACACGCCGCGGUCGAGUACCAGCACGACGACUUCUUCCGCCACGCCCGCCGUGCCGCAUCCGCCGACGACGACGACUCCGUUGUGGGAGAUGGAGACACUGGUGGAUGCCGCGUCGGCGCUGGCCCCGUCGGUGCGACUCCAAGCGCAGCUGAACCGGUUUCUCAAGAUCACAUGCUUGCGAUGCAAUGCCAAGUUUCUCAACCAGAGCCUCAAGAGUGUGCACGACGCCGUGGUCCACGAACGACACGCCACGUCACUGUGGCAACGCACGUUUGUCCGCGACCGGCUCGCGACGCUGCAGUUCCAACAUACGCUCGUGGCCACAGACCCCCGACGAAAGAAAUCGCUCGAGUUUGAACCCGUCGGCUACGCCAAGCUCGUGGGACCAGGCCUGACGUACUACAUGCUCCGGCCGCAAGCGACCUUGGGCCGCGUCGGGUCCGAGUGGAAGGACAGGUACCGCACCAUGGGCGUGGACCUGCGGCGGGGGUUCUCGGGCGGCGACGUUGACUGCCACCUCGGCGACGACCUCAUGAUCUCAGCGCAGCACGCCAAGAUCCGGUGGGACGUCCGCCGCCAACGGUUUGUCAUCGAGUGCCUCAGUGUGCUCGCCCCGCUGUCGGUCAACGGUCUCGAAGUCACGUUUGAUAUGGCGCCGUUGCCGCUGGCCAGCCAAAGCCUCGUGCAAGUGGGUGCGUUCUACUUCUUCUUUCUGCUGCCGGUGGCAUCCUCCAACAAUCAUCCCCCGUCGAUUGCCGCGGACAUCGCACAGACCUCCCGACACCGCCAAGGCCUGCCACGCCAAGAAGUGUACGCGUGGCUCGCGCACAAGCGCGCGGCGCUGCGGCUUUCGCGACUCCAGCAAGACCAGGAGAGUCAUAUCAAGCGGAAGGGGGACAGUGUCGACGACACAGCACUGAAACGACGAAAAGUGAAUCCCCACGCAGGUGCUGCUUGUACUACCGACAUGGGCAGUGGCGAACUCGACCGGAGGACAGCCGCGUAGUAGAAGGACAUAGUGCUGAGUGUAGCAUGUGGGUUAACAAGAACGUCAUGUUGUUUUGAUUCGGGUGUUGCUUAUAAUAGUACUACCUGAACGAACAUGUGGAGGAUGUGGUGUCGGAUGCCAGUUGUUGCACGCUGGUACGUCGACGAGCUCUCCAUCGCCGACGAAAGUACACGAGAACGGCCGCCGCCACCCCGGACAAUGUGCCUGCAGCGAUGGCGGUUUGGAUGCUUCGAAGCAAGCGAAAGGAGACGCCCAUAGCCACGAAUGCGGCGACGCGGCCGAUCCAUUCGUCUGCAUUGCCAUUCAAGAGGACAUGGGGUCGGAUGAUCUCCCUGUAGACGCGCUCCGUGAUCGCAUGCCACAGCAAGUCCCAUCGGAAUGUCGACACCAGUUCGUCCAUGGGAGUUGGCG